GAUGCUGCCGCGGGUCGGUCGCUGCCGCCCGGCUCCGGCCGCCUGGCUCCGGCUGCUGCUGCUGGCGGCGGCGCUGGCGCGGCCGGCGCUGCCCGAGGUGCUGUUCCGCUGCCCGCCCUGCAGCGCCGAGCGCCUGGCCGCCUGCGCCCCGGCCGCCGCCUGCCCCGAGCUGGUGCGGGAGCCCGGCUGCGGCUGCUGCCCGGUCUGCGCCCGCCUGGAGAACCAGUCGUGCGGGGUGUACACGCCGCGCUGCGCCGCCGGGCUCCGCUGCUACCCGCACCCCGGCGCCGAGCUGCCGCUGCAGGCGCUAGUGCAGGGCCAGGGCACCUGCGCCCGGAGACGGGACGCCGCCGAGUACGGGGCCAGCGCCGAGCCGGGCGCAGACAAUGGUGAGGAUGAGCCUGAAGAAGUCUUUACGGGGAAUUAUGUGGAUGGCACACCCGGGGUGGUGAGUGGAGGUGGCGGGAGAAAGCCCAUGAAGCCUGGAAUGAAGGAGCUUGCGGUCAUGCGAGAGAAAGCGAAUGAACAGCAGAGACAGAUGGGCAAAGCCAUCAAGCACCACCACAACCAUGAAGAGUUGAAGAAAUUACGGCCAUCAUCCAUGAGGACCCCCUGCCAGCAGGAAUUGGAUCAGGUCUUGGAACGUAUCUCAACCAUGCGUCUGCCAGAUGAGCGUGGCCCGUUGGAGCACCUCUAUUCCCUGCACAUCCCCAACUGUGACAAGCAAGGCUUUUACAAUCUCAAACAGUGCAAGAUGUCUGUGAAUGGUCAGCGAGGAGAGUGCUGGUGUGUGAACCCCAUCACUGGGAAAGUGAUCCAGGAAGCGCCCACCAUCCGCGGAGACCCCGAGUGCCACCUCUUCUACACGGCACGUGAACAGGAGGAGCGGGGAGCACACGCCCUGCGCACGCAAUAGGUGGACGCGUUCCUGCUCACUGGAGACAGCUCAGCCUGGCCCUGGUGCUGGAUUUUACAUGGGUUUCAGCAUGUCUAUUUAUAUUCUGAAAAAGACUGGCUUUGUGCAUUGCCUGUGGCCCUCUUCUCUCGCCUUCAGCCCGCUGGGAAAGGACUGGGGUGCAGGGUGGGUUGCAAGAGGGGAAGGGGCAGAAAUUGCUUUUCUUUGGUCUUUCGUGUAAAGUCAAUGAGAGACAAAGCUUUGUCUUCUGUCAGCUCUGCCCCCACUGCAGCGUACUAGGUAUUCGCGUGCUUCCAGAGUCACCCGCCGCCCGCUAGCCCCACCACCGCAAAGUGAUAGCGUAGUGCAAGGGAAACAGGGCAUACGCGGGAGGCCCAGGUGAAAGCCAAGCAGCCCUGUUGAAUGUAGAGUCCUGAGCUCCCCGGAUGUCUCCAAAGAGCCUAGGUGAUAAUGCUCAAAACAAGAUGGAUGAAAAUCUCCCCCCCUCCCCCCCCAAGACC
Molecule: messenger RNA, 1416 nt
Organism: Terrapene triunguis (Three-toed box turtle)
Lineage: Eukaryota; Metazoa; Chordata; Testudines; Emydidae
Gene: IGFBP2
Product: insulin like growth factor binding protein 2
Exons: 4
Coding region: 2-916 (304 amino acids)
Biological process (GO): regulation of insulin-like growth factor receptor signaling pathway
Cellular component (GO): extracellular region
Molecular function (GO): insulin-like growth factor I binding; insulin-like growth factor II binding
Source: RefSeq, a predicted model, not a curated record